Cavia porcellus (domestic guinea pig) is the source of this 2289-nucleotide messenger RNA. RefSeq names its product phosphatidylinositol-4-phosphate 5-kinase like 1 (gene Pip5kl1). The record is from RefSeq and is a predicted model, not a curated record. The coding region runs from base 110 to 1306 and encodes 398 amino acids. Gene Ontology annotation, biological process: phosphatidylinositol phosphate biosynthetic process. Gene Ontology annotation, cellular component: plasma membrane. Gene Ontology annotation, molecular function: 1-phosphatidylinositol-4-phosphate 5-kinase activity. Lineage: Eukaryota; Metazoa; Chordata; Mammalia; Rodentia; Caviidae. The transcript is spliced from 10 exons.
CGUGAUCGGCGCCACACGAUUGGUCGAUUGAGAGGCAGGGGCGGGGCCUGGUUCCUGCAGCGGGGCGACAAGGGGACGCGGCCAAAGCCCGGGAAGCUGCUGCGGGGCAAUGGCCGUACCGAGCCCAGGUCCCCGUGAGGCCCUGGCCCCCUCCCCAGAGGCUGGAAGAAGAGGAGCCACCUCAAGCUCCAGCCGCCGCCGCCGAGGCCUCCUUUGGCGCCUGCGGGACAGGCAGACCCGCCUGGGACUGUUUGAGAUAGGCCCGAGGCAUGAGCUCCACGGCUUGAUGACCAUGAUGCAAGCUGGGCUGUGGGCUGCCACCCAGGUCUCCGUAGACCGCCCACCCACGGGACUGCCCACACAGGAAGACUUUUCAGAGGUUCUGACCCAGGUUCAUGAGGGCUUCGAGCUGGGCACCCUGGCCGGUCCGGCCUUUGCACGACUGCGACGCUCCCUGGGCCUGGCGGAAGAGGACUAUCAGGCCGCGCUGGGCCCCGGUGGCCCCUACCUGCAGUUCCUCAGCACCUCCAAGAGCAAGGCCAGCUUCUUCCUGUCCCAUGACCAGCGCUUCUUUCUCAAGACCCAGCGGCGCCGGGAGGUGCGGGUGCUGCUCGCCCACCUGCCCCGCUACGUGCAGCACCUGCAGCGGCACCCACAUUCGCUGCUCGCACGGUUGCUGGGAGUGCACAGUCUGCGGGUGGCCCAGGGAAAGAAGAAGUACUUCAUCAUCAUGCAGAGCGUCUUCUACCCUGCCGGCCGCAUCGCUGAGAGGUAUGACAUCAAGGGCUGCGAGGUGAGCCGCUGGGUGGAGCCCGCCCCUGAGGGCAGCCCCAUUGUCCUGGUGAUGAAGGACCUCAAUUUUCAGGGCAAGACCAUGAACCUGGGGCCGCAGCGGAGCUGGCUCCUCCGUCAGAUGGAACUGGACACCACCUUCCUGCGGGAACUCCGGGUGCUGGACUACAGCCUCCUCCUGGCCUUCCAGCAACUCCAUGAGGACGAACAGGGCCAGGGAGGCAGUGUCAUCUUCCGGGUGGCCAGGUCUAUGCUUGGGGCGCAGAGCCCAGACGAGCAGAGCUCCCAGAAUCGCCGGUUGCUGCCCGACGGCCCCAAUGCUCUGCACGUCCUGGAUGGGCCCGAGCACCGCUAUUUCCUGGGCCUGGUGGACCUCGCAACUGUCUAUGGGCUUCGUAAGCGGCUGGAGCAUUUAUGGAAGACGCUGCGUUACCCAGGUCGGACCUUCUCCACCGUCAGCCCAGGCUGCUAUGCCCAGCGCCUCUGCCAGUGGGUCGAGGCACACAGCGAGUGAGCAGUGCCUGGCCUCAGUCUCCCCAUCCAGACAAUGGGCGAUCGCCAGGAGUUCUGGUGCCCACUGCACCCAUACAUCUUGCCUGCUGUUCCGCCAGAGGCCAACAGAGGGCAGCGCCCUCCAACCAGUGCGAUGACCGUUGAGGGUGGAGCUGUGCCCCGCACUGUCCAGAGGAUGCCCUGCAUUCGCUCUUGUAAAAAUGCUGUUAUUCUCUUUUUACAGACCACGACAUGGAGGCUCAGGGGUGAAGGGACUGAGCACCAUCGUGCAACACUAAUGCUGGGCCAGGCUCUACCUUGCCUUGUGGCCCCAGGAGUCGGUGUUUUUAGUCCUGGACCCCUGCAGUCCCAGCCUCACAAUCUGGGGCAGGCAGAGGCUAAAGGCUCCGCCCCUGGUCGUCCAGAUGGGGAAACUGAGGCCCAGAGUCUUUAAGGGGCUUAUGCAUGGGUAAGUGGCAAGGCCCCAAGGACUCAGGCCUCCUGAUGCUCACAGGGCCCUACCAUCUCCCUCUAGGAUGCACCCCUACCUUGGGGUGUGGGUGGUAGAGGGUGGGCAGUGGCUUCCGGCAGCUCUGGGAGGCUCUCCAGUGAGCUCUGUCCUUUGAGAGUCACUUUUCCCAUGUGUGAAAGAUGGCAGGAAGUCACGUAUGGUGAUGGCACAUGCCUGUAACCUCAGCACUCAGGAGGCUGAGGCAGGAGGACCACAGCUUUGGGGCACGGUCAGUGGUCAGCUGCCAAGACCCGAAGGAGCCCCAUCGCCCCUCACCAACCCUUUUCCCCCCACCAGAAAAUGUCAGCCUGGUCUCUGAUCCCAAUCCAAAGUCCCAUCCACCUAUGCCCAAGGGGACCUCUGCUUCGGAUCUGCCCCAGAGCCUGGCUGUGUGACCAGGGCAAGGUGCUAAAGCCCUCUGUGCCUCUAGGUCUUCAUGCACAGUGGAAAGGAUGAAAAUGGACCUCGUCAACCUAUUAAAUAUUUACUGAGCA